Nicotiana attenuata is the source of this 543-nucleotide messenger RNA. RefSeq lists its product as uncharacterized. The transcript has a single exon. NCBI's taxonomy places the organism in Eukaryota, Viridiplantae, Streptophyta, Magnoliopsida, Solanales, Solanaceae. The coding region runs from base 1 to 543 and encodes 180 amino acids. The record is from RefSeq and is a predicted model, not a curated record.
AUGGGGUUAAGUGGAGCUAAGCCUGCUUGCACGCCCUUGGAGGCUAAUGCAAAAUUCACUUCAAUGGAAUAUGAUCAGGCAAAUAAAGUCAAGGAUGAUUCCCUAUUGCAGGAAAUCAGUGCCUAUCAAAGGCUAGUUGGCAAGCUACUGUAUGUCACCAUUACAAGACCUGACAUCAAUUAUGCUAUGCAAACCUUAAGUCAGUUCAUGCAAAGGCCCAAUAAGUCUCGUUGGAAUGCUGCAGUUAGAGUUGUAAGGUACUUAAAAGGUGCACUAGGACAAGGAAUCUUAAUGGCUUCUGGUCACACAUGGGAGUUAACAUGCUGGUGUGACUCAGACUGGGCGGCAUGUCCCAACACAAAAAGGUCAGUUACGGGUUAUGUGAUAAAGUUUGGGAGUUCCUUGGUGUCUUGGAAAUCAAAGAAACAACAAAUUGUGUCAAUGAGCUCAACGGAAGCUGAGUACAGAAGCAUGGCUGCUGCAACUGCUGAGAUCAUAUGGUUACUUGGUUUGUUUAAAGAUUUGGGUGUGAAGAUUACAUAG